Myxozyma melibiosi is the source of this 570-nucleotide messenger RNA. RefSeq lists its product as uncharacterized. NCBI's taxonomy places the organism in Eukaryota, Fungi, Ascomycota, Lipomycetes, Lipomycetales, Lipomycetaceae. Gene Ontology annotation, molecular function: structural constituent of ribosome. Gene Ontology annotation, biological process: mitochondrial translation. The transcript has a single exon. Gene Ontology annotation, cellular component: mitochondrial large ribosomal subunit. Bases 1 to 570 code for a protein of 189 amino acids. The record is from RefSeq and is a predicted model, not a curated record.
AUGGCUCUUUCAAUUGCUUCACGGAGUCGGCCUUUGGUCGACUUGUCGAGCUUCCGGUCGGUCGCCAACUUGGCUCCGCGUCUGAGCAGCGUGCAGAUGCAACCACAGCUUGAGCAACGCCGCGCAUACGAGGCAGCGCUUCCGAAGCAGCGCCGACAGAGGAGGCAUUUGCUUCCUGGCAAGACCCGGCCGCCAUUAUAUCACAAGUUUGAUUGCUUGGUUGAAUUAUCAGACGGAUCGACGUUUGUUCGCCAAUCACCUUUCCCCCGAGUCGAAUGGAGAUACCUGCGAGACCAGCGGGUUCAUCCAUUGUGGAAUCCUACCAUUGCCGGAUUCACUGCCGUGCAGGCCGACAACGCCGGCCGGGUUGCCAAGUUCAACCAGAAGUUUGUCAGCGAUUUGUUUGAGGGAGAUGAGGAAGGUGUGGCCGAGGAUGGCUCGCUGUUUGACGAGAAUGUUGAUGCUUUGUUUGGUGACUUUGAGCACAAGGAGUCGCUCAAUGUCCGCGUCUACCAGCGUGUCCGAUCAAAGGGAAAGAAGGGUUCGAGCGGCAAGGGCAGAUACUCGUAG